AGGUGCAUUCAGUGUCAAACACAAUCAAAACAUUGCGGCUUUAUCAGUGUCUCAAAAGGAAUAUCUCUUGAAAAUAUGACUAAUCUGCCGCUUGUGUUUGUUAAUUUCGUACGUUAAACUAUGGUCAGCCUGUCCAGAAGCAUGAACACAAAUUCAGGUGGCGCAACGUUUUUUAGCGAGUCCGUGAACAUGGAAGACAGGGAGCAUUUGGAACCAAUUUUAGAAUCUUUCGGUGUUUUUCCCGUGAAGACCAUCCCUUAUGUUAGCUUCCAUUUGUUGUUUACUGUAAUUCUGAAUAUUGUUGCUAUUGUGUUUGCGAUACUUCAUCCAGAUGAAAAGAGCAAAUGCAAAGAAUAUUUUAUCAUUAUUUAUAUGCACAUAGCAUUAUGGUUUUUAACGCUGGUACUUGAUCAAAUAAUUAAAUUGGCCCACCGCAAUCUGAGAUUAAAUGGCUAUCUUGACUUUUAUCAAAGGGUUCAUUUCCAUGGACAGAUUCCUUUUUAUAUUGUAAGUUUAUGGAGUGUUGCUAUUAUGCUGGUACAAACAGUAAUGCAGCACUUCUACCCUGAUGACUUUGCUGAGAAAUGCAUUAAAGGUGGGGCCAUGUCACCAAUAGCCUACAUUUGUGCUUUAAUCACUGUGGAAGGAUGCUGUCUGUUAGGUGUACAUGUUAGUUAUAUUAACAAGGUAUGGAAAUUCAAUAAAACAAAAGCUCCACCAGAUGUGCAAAGAGAAGAUUGGGAAAAUUGUUCUGCACCAGAAAACUUUGGACAGAGUGAGGUGGGAUACAGGCAGUUGGGCGACAAAGUGUAUGAAUUCCUAGAAAGACAGGCUGAUUUAAUAAGGCAUUUGAAAGAGCAUAAUUCCCGCUUGAGUGAGAAGCUGGUGGUUCUUAGUGCCCAACUACAACAAGCCAGGGCAGGCAAUUAACCUGAUUACAUUUUGUGCUCACCUAACUCUGUUUAUUAUGUGAUAAAAAGUGUUUUCUUAAUUAACUACUUUAGAAUGUAUAAUUAAAUCGCGUAAUUUUAUAUGUAAAAAUUGAUAAACAAUAUUAGUUGUAACUUACUUGUUAUGGUAGGAUUAAUAUAUUUUUAUACAAAUUAUUGUAUUGUACAUUAUAAUAUGUAGUAUAUACGUAUGUAUGUUAAUAUAAGACAGUUUCCAUUAUAAU
Molecule: messenger RNA, 1174 nt
Organism: Aethina tumida (small hive beetle)
Lineage: Eukaryota; Metazoa; Arthropoda; Insecta; Coleoptera; Nitidulidae
Product: transmembrane protein 192
Exons: 5
Coding region: 121-930 (269 amino acids)
Cellular component (GO): late endosome; lysosomal membrane
Source: RefSeq, a predicted model, not a curated record